Messenger RNA from Amphimedon queenslandica, 1567 nucleotides. Its product is annotated as ELKS/Rab6-interacting/CAST family member 1-like. The transcript has 8 exons. The coding region runs from base 23 to 1558 and encodes 511 amino acids. The record is from RefSeq and is a predicted model, not a curated record. Lineage: Eukaryota; Metazoa; Porifera; Demospongiae; Haplosclerida; Niphatidae.
GCUUUACAGGGCGUGGUUUAAUAUGGCUUUGCAUUUGGAAGGAUCCUCAGAGCAGGAAUAUGACCCUCUGAACGAACAUUCUAUGCAAUUGUUUGUAGAGCAGGCGCAAGCAAUUCAGAAAAAGUUUCGCCUGUUUAGGGAAACGUUAGAAGAAAAUAAUGAUUUGAAGAAACUUGCAAACUUAAAAGCAACUCAACUGAAUGAACGAAGUACAAGACUAGAGGGAAAGGAGAGAGAACUGGAAAAAAAGGAUAUUCAAUUUAGAGAAAAGUUAGAAGAGAAUAAAAAAUUGAAGAGUCUUAUGGAAACAAAAGAUACUCAACUGAUGGAGAAAGAUAGAGAAAUUGAACGAUUAAGAGAAACAAUUGAUCAGCAAGAUAUUCAACUGAGGAAGACAACUCUGGAAUGUUUGGAAUCAAGCAGAGAAAGGAACUUAAAGCAGCGUAAAAUUGAAGAGUUAAUGGAGACGAAAGCAUCAAUAGAAGAAAGAUUUGUUGAGUUGAUGAAAGAAAAAUCAGAUUUAGCAUUUGAACUGAAUGAUGCUAAAUAUAAGAUAAAUGAUCUGACACUACAGGUUUCUGAUUGUAUCAUUGAGGCAUCAAGAUUAACAGAGGAUAAGAAAAGAUUGUCUGAGAAAAGAAAUAGACUAACUGAUGAAAAUAAUAGAUUAACAGAGGACAGAGACAGGAUAGCAAGUCAAAGAAAUAAAUUAGCUAAGAAACUUAAGAAAAUAAGUAAUGGGUCAGAAGCAGUAGAGUCAGAAGAUGAAGAAAAGCAAAUCCUCAUAACUCAAGUUAAUGCUUACAGUAGAGAAUGUGACAAACUAAAGGGGCAACUACAAACUCAGUGUUCAGAAUACAACAGAUCACUGGCAAUCGAAAAGAAGAAUUGCCUAAGACUUGAAUCAGAACUAAGGGAUCAACUACUUGCUCAUGAACAACACAAUGAAAAGAUCACAAGACUCACUAAAGAUAUUGAGGAACUUACAAGACAGUUGGAUGGGUGCAACAAAGAACUGAGUACAGAGAAGGACAAAGUUUUAGAAUGGAGUAGAAAAUAUGACAAAGAGAAGGAGAAAAGAGAACACCUGCACAAGAAGCACAGAGCAGAAAAAGAGAGACAUCAUGAAGCAAAUGUUAAGCACUGCGAUAUUAUUGAUCAAUUGCUUAAAGAGCUACAACGGGCCGAUAAGAUAAUUCCCAGACUAGAGCCAAGUUUAAAUCUCAUACCAGAGAGUACAACAGAUGAAAAUUGCUGCAGCAUUGAUCAAUUAUUACGUGAUUUGGAUGAAUCCAGGAAAAAUCUCUUAGCUAGAAAUAAACAUAGGUACUCUGAUAGUACUACUAGUGCUUAUAAGGCUAGUAGUAGUGCUGCUGUAGCAACUGAUGGUACAACUCGAGAAAGAUCUUGUGAUCCGACAGCGCAAGAAGUAGUUUCCUCUGAUGAUGAAAGACCAUAUGAUCCCAGCUUGGUCUGUCCUAAAUGUGGCCGGAAAUUUCGUGUGGGACAGGAACAAAAACAAAGACGACAUAUUAAUGAAUUCUGCACAAUGAAAUAACACUAUUUU